AUACAAUUUUAUCUCCAUUAUGUCAUCACACUUUCCAGAACCUGUUUUGUUUGAAUGUCCGGAAAGAAAUAAAAUAAUCUUUUCUACAAUAAUAAACAUUAUGAGGCAGGAUCCCGUAAAUCUUUGAUUGUAAGCUGGUAAACUACACAGAACGACCUGCCACAUGUGAUGCCAAGCUACUACAGGUGUGGUUUGAAAUUGACCAAUCAAAAUAAUGAACAGUAUUGGCGGUCAUUUGGAACUCACAGUUAAUAUGCUGAUAAGCGUUUGGCUGUUUGUUGUGGCAUGAUGGAGAAUUCACUUGCAUUUAGGAAUUUGGAUAAAUGACAAAAAAAAAAACUUGGAACAAUCUUGAAAUUAGAUGACAUAAAAGUGCCUAGAAAGAGCACUGACAUGUACAAAGAAGGAGACAUAGUGGAAACUAAGUGUUGGGGAUUUAAAGGGUUGCACAAGUGCUUGUUGGCAAAAAUUGGAGGAGAAACAGACCGCAGUAAUUUAGAGGAUAUAUUAAGAGGGGAUGCAUUUAACGAGUUAAAAGAAAAAUUUAACAUCAAAGACGAGGAGGAAACCAUUGAUGACUUGGGCCAUUUGAAAAGGAGAAAAUCUGAUUUACCGUUAAUUGCAAAGAAAUCAAGGACAUCAGAUGUGCCAGAACAAGAGAAAAAAAAGUCCAAGGUCACAUCAGUUGAUAAAAAAACUAAACUCUCCACUCCAAAGAAGCUUAAAUCUUUGGCUCAAGUGUCUGCUGAGUUAGAAUUGACAGAGUUAGAAUCUUCCACAAAAGCUAAGACUGCAUGUGACAAUGACAUAUUGGAAAUUGGGAGUGAAGAAAGCACAAAAAUCAACAUACCUCAACCUGAAAAAAGUUUAAGAAUGACUGACUUAAGUCAUACAGGAACAGAAGUAAAAGAACCACAUGAAAUUGAAGAGAACAAUGAGCUAGACCUGUUGAAUCACAGUGAAGCAUCUGCCUUCAAACCACCACAAAACCAAAAGCAUGGCAUGGUGGGAGUGCUUUAUAGGGAGGCCAUGGGUGUGGUUAAUAAUGAAGAAGCCAGUUCUUCAACAUUUGAAGAAUGUCAAAGCCAAAUGCCAUCUUGUGGCUUGAACUCGUUUCAGGUUGGUCAGAUCUGGAACUGGCUCCAAUCACUUGAGAACAGAGUUAAUUGGCUAAGCACUCAGCAACAAUCCUACCAACAAUUUUACACCCCCAGAACUACAGAACAACAGUCUAGAGAACAGACAUACACUCGAUCUGAAAGUAAGGUGGGUGAACACAUGCCACACCGACAUGUUGGUCAAGGGAACGGGGUACGGACAUCUUUAGAACAGGAUUUCCAGAAUUGUGAAACAAGUACUUGUACAAGCCCACAAGAACAGCUAUAUGGGUCUUAUACCAAGAAUCAGCUUUUAGCAAAAAUUGAAGGGGUUACUGAUUAUUCCAAGGCCGCAAAAACGCUAUUUAGGACCCUUUACAAGGAAGAAGAGUAUCGCGGCCGGUCCCUGUGUGGCGGAAAGCCGAAUAAGCGGUACCUGGCAAGGCCACCACUUGAAGACCAAACCAAAUUGCACAUAAUAUAUGAUAUUAUUCAUGAAAAAUAUGGACAAGGACAAUCACAUACCAAAGAAAAGUUAAGGGAGAUAUUAAAACCAACACUAAACAAAUGAAGAGACUUGAUAUGAUGUGUUUGUGUCCAUAAAUAUUAAAGAUGUUCAAAGAAUUUUUAUAGUUAUCUCUUUGUUUAUGUAAUGUUAAAAAGUCAGAUUACAGAAGUUAAGGUUCAAAUGUAUGAUUGAAUGAGAAUGCAUCUUAAAAUAAAAGAUAGUUAUAUCAUUAGGUCAGUUUUAUUUUUUUUUGCAUAAAACUCUUAAUAAAGUCAACUGUAUGAAAGAUUAAGUCACUAAUGUAUUAUGCUACUGGCACAGAAUGAUUUGCUUCUGUCUGUCCAACUGUCCAUCUGAGACCUGGAAUUAGUGGUUUUAAGAGAAAUUAUUUUAGUCGACUGUGUAGGAAGGUAUUAGCUUAUAAAGACACUUUCAAAUCGGUUGCUGGAACCAACCCGUAGUGAGCAAUGAGUGUAAAGUUUCUUGCUCAAUGAAACAACUUGUCCCUGACAGGGUUUGAACCAAUGCAGCUUGCUAUCAUUAAAUUACUAGUCCAUAUAUUAACUGCUCGGCCAUGCCGCCACUACUACUUCCUCUUUCUACAGUAUCCCUAAGGUCAGAACUUUUUUCCAGAGUGGCUCUGGAAAUUUUUUCCACAGUAGCUCUGGAACCUAUUUUUAACUGCGGAACUUUUUUCCAGAGUGGCUCUGGAAAUUUUUUCCAGAGUGACUGCGGAACCUUUUUUAACUGCGGAACUUUUUUCCAGAGUGGCUCUGGAAAUUUUUUCCAGAGUAACUCUGGAACUUUUUUCCAGAGUAACUGUGGAAAUUUUUUCCAGAGUACUAUAACAUAUAAGGAAAACAAUUUCCAGAGUUUCUUUGAUAACUCCGGAACAUUUUCACGGAAAACUCCGGAAACAUUUCAUGAAAAAAGCUCUGGAAAUUCGUGGAAGGUGUCCAUGAUUUUUUUUCAAUUUUCCGUGAAAAACUCCGGAAAACUAGUCCGAAUUAUCCAGAGUUGGAGAUUUCCAUGAAUUUCCGGUAUUUUUUCAUGGAAAUUCAUGGAAAAUGUACGGACGGG
Messenger RNA from Ruditapes philippinarum (Manila clam), 2685 nucleotides. RefSeq lists its product as uncharacterized. NCBI's taxonomy places the organism in Eukaryota, Metazoa, Mollusca, Bivalvia, Venerida, Veneridae. The record is from RefSeq and is a predicted model, not a curated record. The coding region runs from base 394 to 1668 and encodes 424 amino acids. The transcript is spliced from 12 exons.